CCUGCGCACACGUUCACCAUUACGUCAAUUCUGCGUCCGCAGCACACUGUUAAUAAUUUUCGUAUUUAAGUUAAAAUAACCCCGAAAGUGGAAAAAAUGCAGGUGCCCCCAGUUUUCAUCGACGUGAGUCCUGAAGACCAGGCGCAAGAACUCCGGGUCUACCUCAAGAGCUUAGGUGCCGAAAUUUCCGAAGAAAAAUCACUUAAAGGCAUCGAGGAUGACUUACACAAAAUCAUCGGAGUGUGUGAGGCGUGUUUCAAGGAAGGUCAAGAAGUGGAAGUCGAAAUGGUUCUUAAUGACAUAGUUUCCAUAAUGGUCCUUAUUCCAUCAGACCGUUCCGAGAACAUCAUUUUGGCCUUUUGUCAAAAAUUGAUCAAAGCGCCGGGUCAGAAAUUGGGGCUUACGUGUUUACGAGCGCUGUGGCUGCUGUUCCAGUCGUUAGACGAGCACUCACCCAUGCGCUACCACGUUUACUACCACUUGAUUCUACUAGCAGAAAAGACAGACCAAGUUAAAUCAGUAUUCCAAGAUAUAGAUCAUUUAAAACAACAGUUCGCUCUGUGCCCCCCUACGAGCGAACAACUGCAAAUUUUGUACCGGUUGUUGCAUCAGGUGCUCUUGAAGAGCAACCAGAGCGAGCAAGCGGCGAAAGUGAUGAUCGAGCUAUUGGGGACUUACACUGAUAAAAACGCGUCUCAUGCUAGAGAAGACGCCAUCAAGUGCAUAGUUUCGGCUUUAGCUGACCCAACUACGUUUCUUCUGGAUCCGUUAUUGUCACUUAAACCCGUCAAAUUCCUCGAAGGGGAGUUAAUCCACGAUUUGUUGAAUAUCUUUGUUAGUGAAAAUCUCACUGCCUAUUUGAAGUUUUAUCAAGAGCAUAAGGAGUUUGUUACGUCUCAGGGGUUAAAUCAUGAACAGAACAUGCAAAAAAUGAGGCUUUUAUCGUUCAUGCAACUGGCGGAAACCAAUCCUGAGAUCAGUUUCGAAAUAAUCGAAAGAGAAUUGCAGAUUAACCCGGAUGAAGUGGAGGCAUUUAUUAUCGAAGUUUUGAAAACUAAGUUGGUACGCGCUCGUAUGGAUCAAGCGGCUAAAAAAGUCUACGUUUCAAGCACCAUGCAUAGGACUUUCGGACGGGCGCAGUGGCAACAACUGCGCGAUUUACUCUAUUCGUGGAAACGGAACCUCAACAUGGUACAAGAAGGAAUGAAAAGUGUGACAGCAGCCCAAUUAGAAUUGUUAAACCAACAGUAAUUUUAUAAUAAUCCACGAAUAAAACAUCCAUUUUGUCACUA
Messenger RNA from Zophobas morio, 1292 nucleotides. It is a transcript of the gene eIF3m, whose product is annotated as eukaryotic translation initiation factor 3 subunit M. Gene Ontology annotation, molecular function: translation initiation factor activity. Lineage: Eukaryota; Metazoa; Arthropoda; Insecta; Coleoptera; Tenebrionidae. The transcript has 4 exons. The record is from RefSeq and is a predicted model, not a curated record. Gene Ontology annotation, biological process: cytoplasmic translational initiation. Bases 97 to 1251 code for a protein of 384 amino acids. Gene Ontology annotation, cellular component: eukaryotic translation initiation factor 3 complex; cytoplasm.